AUGCUGAGUAGGAAGGGGUCUUGUGCGGGGAUGAUGAGUGCGGCAGCCGGAGUAGAUCGCAGCAGGGUCGGGGAGAGGCUGCAGGCUGCUCUGGCCGGGCUGCAGGAGCUGCAUCUGCUGAAGGACAGACAGAGCGACAUGGUGAGCUGGGCGCUGAGGAUGGACCGAGAGGAGCCGGUCUCUGCUGUCCACGCAGGCCCGGAAAGUCCCAGGCUGAUGGGGGCUGAGGAGCAGCGGCUGGAGGCGACCCUGACAACCCUGAAGCAACAGCUGUCCCGUCUUCGGAAACAAGAUGUCGGCCUGAAGACUCAUUUGCAGCAGCUGGACCAACAGAUCAGUGAGCUGAAGCUGGAUGUGAGCAAGGCCUCCACAGAGCAGCUGGAGAGUGACAGCAGGCCAAGUUCAGGUUUCUAUGAGCUCAGCGAUGGCGGCUCUUGCUCACUGUCCAACUCUUGCACUUCAGUGUACAGCGAGUGUCUGUCAUCCUCCCAGACAAGCCUUCUCCUCCUUCCCAUGAGCCCUGCUAAUUCCCACAUCAGCCCGCCGUCACAAGUAGACGUCUGCCGCCGGCGUUCUGCUGAUGAGAGCACCACCCAGCCCAACCCUCCGCGGGUUACGGGCUUCCAUCUGGGCAGCAGCAGGAUCCGAACAAGCACAGAAAAGGCGCGACCAAGACCUGUGUCAACAGGUGAUCUUGAUUGGAUGAUGGCCCAAGGACCAAACUACUACAAAUCCAUGGAUGCAAAGAAACCAUCUAUGUGCUCAAACCUGAAGACCUCCACAAUGGACCCCAAGUUCCACAGCAACCUGGUGUCCCGCAGUGGGGCUGAAGUGUACUUCUACCCCAGCCCUCUGCACGCUGUGGCUCUCCAAAGCCCAAUCUUUUCCCACGGGGGCGACCCAGCCACGCCUGGACUUCUGGAGGGCCAAGGACCCCCAGUGAAUGGGUGUGACACCCUCCAGAGGGCACAAAUGGGUUAUGAGACCAAGACCCAUGGUUAUAUUGAUAAGCUCCUCCUGCGCAGCUUGAGCAAAUCCCAGAGUGAAACAGGCACAGAGACUUUGCAGACACACAGUGACUAUCACAGGAGGCCCACUGAAGUUUUAACAGUGUUUCCUGAAGUGCAGAAAGACGUGUCUGUGCUGCAGCCUGUCCCGGUCCAGACCACAAACAUCCUCCCACCUGAUAGGGACCAAAAGAGACACUGCAUGACAUUCCCCAGCCAAGAGCCAGCUGAUAAUGCAAACCACAAUCAGUCAAUGAGAGCCCCGGAGGUUUCAUACAGAUACUCCUAUCCUGCUUCCACGAGGGAGUACAGCUCUGAUGAGGUCACCACUUUAUCAAUGAGGAAGAAUGAUAAACCCCAAGGAGAAUAUGCUAGUCUUGCAAGAAGCAAUUCAGAGAAUAAAUGUCUGGAUCAUCCAGAGAGAGAACCACAAGAGAGGAAGGGCUAUAGGCAAAGAUCGGUGGCGGCCCACUGUUCCAGCACCGAGGAGAGUCAAGGCUUUGAGGUUCCCGCCGGUCACACAGCUUCCCCUGAGUUUGUCCAUGCCAAAUUUGUCCCUGCUGGAUCUCAGAGGGUCAAGGUGAGACAGGCCGACCGUAAAACCAAAGCCGUGAAACUGCGAAGAAAAAGCAGCGAGAAGCCGCGAGCAACGAGGCAGCAACAUGGCUACUCCUCGGGUGAAAGGACCAGAGAGGUCAGUGGCGGAACCAAGGGGGAUCAGAGAAGAUCAGGAAAAGGAAAAGUGACCCAGAAAUCUACCACCUGUCACACAGAGGAGCGCAGACAGGGCUCAGGCUCAGACUCCAGCCACUGUAGCCCGGGACUCAUGUACACCCAAAAGGUCCAUCCUAAGCCACAUCCAAUCCCUGCUGUCGUGAAGUCAAGCAAAAGCCGCAGACUGCAGGAGCAUGAUCAGCAUGUAGAGCAGAGGAAGAGGAGGCAGGGGGCUUCCAAGUGGCCGUCCGAUGUCGAGAUGUACCAGGCCUCAUAUGCUCAGCGUCAGAGGUCAAAAGAGCCCCAUGUUCCAGCACAGAGCAUGCAGAUGGUCCGAAGCAUGAGUGCCAAGUCAGGCCAGUGGAUGGGACCUCCUCGUUCCUUCCAGUCCUCCAUAUCCUCAAACUCUUUCUUCCACAGUCUUAAUGCCAGAUACCCUCCAGCAGCCUUCCACAUGGCCAGCAUGUACCCACCAAGAUGUGAGUCGGAGUAUUCGGCCGAAUGCGCCUCACUCUUUCACUCCACCAUUGCUGAAAGCAGCGAGGGGGAGAUGAGCGAUAACACCACCAACCGCUUUGGAGAUAGCGAGUCCAGCCAGAGCUUCCAGUCCCUCUCGGACUCUGACAGCAGCCUGUCCCUGGACGAGGAGGACCAGGUGGACUGCCAGGAGGAGAGAGGUAUGGUGUGGGCUGAGGCCGCUCUGGGGCCCACUGCAGCUGGACAGCCCCUCCAGCAGCUCCCACGCCCCGAGCCAGCAGCCUGCCGCAUCAAAGCUUCCCGAGCCCUGAAGAAGAAGAUUCGUCGUUUCCAGCCGGCCUCCCUAAAGGUCAUGACCCUGGUGUAGCAAAGUUGAGUGAGAACUGUUGGGAAAACACAGAGAGCUGGGAAAAACCUGUUCUUUGAACUCAACACCCUUAAUCAUCACUGAGAAGCAGCAAUUAAAGUGGACUAAACUUGUGCACUGAUUUUUGUAAAAACUUUUUAAAAAAUGGCAACAAUGGUUGAACUCAAAACUGUAAAAACAUUGUAUAAAGGCAUGUGUGACAAUUAUUACACUUACAUUUAAUUUGUGAAUAUUAAUGUGUACUUGUACUUAAGGUUCCUCAUAGCAUGUGGGUGCAUUUCAUUGACAUUUUUGUCAUAUUGUAGAAAUAAAACCAAUCUUUUUGCAUUUCCUAUUCCAAAUAUUUUUUUUAUUUUUUUGUUGAUUUCUUCAUUUUUGCUUCAGUGAUGAUAACUAUCUGUAUUUGUCUUAUUAGAAUAAACAUAUUUAAUAUAUA
Messenger RNA from Centropristis striata (black sea bass), 3001 nucleotides. RefSeq names its product dishevelled-binding antagonist of beta-catenin 2 (gene dact2). Gene Ontology annotation, cellular component: cytoplasm. Gene Ontology annotation, biological process: negative regulation of nodal signaling pathway. The record is from RefSeq and is a predicted model, not a curated record. Bases 1 to 2565 code for a protein of 854 amino acids. The transcript is spliced from 4 exons. Lineage: Eukaryota; Metazoa; Chordata; Actinopteri; Perciformes; Serranidae.